This is a messenger RNA of Polistes canadensis, 2396 nucleotides long. RefSeq names its product F-box/LRR-repeat protein 14-like (gene Ppa). Gene Ontology annotation, molecular function: protein binding. Gene Ontology annotation, cellular component: SCF ubiquitin ligase complex. Gene Ontology annotation, biological process: SCF-dependent proteasomal ubiquitin-dependent protein catabolic process. The record is from RefSeq and is a predicted model, not a curated record. The transcript has a single exon. Bases 571 to 2271 code for a protein of 566 amino acids. NCBI's taxonomy places the organism in Eukaryota, Metazoa, Arthropoda, Insecta, Hymenoptera, Vespidae.
GGUUGUAGGCGCAGAAAAAAAAGAAACGAAAGAAGGGAGAGAGAAAGAGAGAGAGAGAAAGAGAGAAAAAAUACGACAGAGUUUUACAUGUGCGAUCAACACGAGAGAAUAGUGUCGAACUGAUCGUCGAACUCUGAUAUACUGUACUCCUUAAAUUUUGGAGUAGACUCUUAAGAAACAUAAAAAAGAGAGGAAGAGAGACUGUAUCAAAUAUCGAAUCAUGCUUCCGUGAUAACGACGCAUUCCAAGAGAGUACAUAUCGCACUGGUACGUAAGUACAUUUAAGUUUAAUCGAAAGUCUUUGGGACUUCUGCUAUCCGAGAGUUAAAUAGGAAUACGAAGAGGAGGAUAAGGAGGACUGGGUAAGGAAGGUAUUUAAGGCGAGAAAAGGCGUUAUGCCGGCGCUGGUGCGUUACCACUGAGUUCGCCUUAGAAUCGAGUUGGAGAAAGAGAGAAGAAGAGAAGACGGUGUGGCAGCCCGUGUGCGUUAGUGCGUGCGCGUGUGUGUUGUCGUCUUCGUCGUCGUCGUUGUCGGGGCAUACAUGUACGGCCAAGGAAGUACAUACAUAUAUGUAUACGCCUAGAGAAGAUCGGUGGAGGAGCGAGGCGUUGGAAGGGGAGAAAAGGAAGAGAGGAGGAGGUGGUGGUGGAGGAGGAGGAGGAGAGUUGGCCGUGUCGGCGGCGGCAGUAGCAAGGGUCGGGAGGCUGGCGGGGGAGGCAGAAGCCGAGGAAGAAGAGGAGGAGGAGGAGAAGGAGGAGGAAGUAGUGGUGGUAGAACGAAAGAAAGCUCGCUUGGAAGAAGCGCGUAGUGCGAUCGGCAAGAUGGAGGAAAGUCAGCUGUUGAUGACGGAACUUCCGGCAUUAACACCAAGCCGCGGUACGACGCUGUUGCAUCGUCCUGGUCACUAUUUUCAUUUGCAUCAGCCACACUUAGGGAUAACGAACGCUCAGAGCCAAACAAGCCAAGCCAUACUUCAUAACUCGUCCAACAUGCCGCAUUACAAUAGCGAGGCGACCAGUUUGCCAGCAUACGUUCAAGGUAUCUCCUCGAGGCAGCUGCCACACGUACCGCGUAAUGUGGCCUCGGCUAGCACGCAUAUAUCCUCCCUCUAUCCAGAGAUAUUAGCGCUGAUCUUUAGUUACUUGGAUGUUAGGGACAAGGGUAGGGCGGCACAGGUGUGCACCGCAUGGAGAGACGCUGCUUAUUACCGAUCGGUUUGGCGAGGGGUCGAAGCCAGGUUACACCUGAGGAAACAGGCACCGGCGUUGUUCUCCAGUUUGGUAAGAAGAGGAGUUAAAAAGGUUCAAGUAUUGUCCUUGAGAAGAGGUCUAAGCGACGUACUAAAGGGCGUACCGAAUCUUGAGGCUCUCAAUCUUUCCGGUUGUUACAACAUCACCGAUUCCGGAUUGUCCAAUGCUUUCUGCCAAGAGUAUCCGGCGUUGACCGAGCUCAAUUUGUCCCUUUGCAAGCAAGUGAGCGACACGUCCCUCGGCAGGAUAGCACAGUACCUUAAGAAUCUCGAGCACUUGGAACUGGGCGGUUGUUGCAACAUCAGCAAUACUGGUCUCCUAUUGAUAGCGUGGGGUCUUAAGAGACUGAGAAGGCUCGAUUUGCGAAGCUGUUGGCACGUAUCCGACCAAGGAAUCGCCCAUUUAGCCGGACUCAAUCGGGAAACCGCGGACGGUAAUUUAGCGUUGGAACAUCUAAGUCUCCAGGAUUGUCAGAGGCUCAGCGAUGAGGCGCUCAGGCACGUAUCCGUCGGCUUGACUACGCUCAAGUCGAUCAAUCUAUCCUUCUGCGUGUGCAUUACCGAUUCCGGGGUUAAGCAUCUAGCGAGAAUGUCCAGUUUGCGAGAACUCAACUUAAGAUCCUGCGACAACAUAUCGGACAUCGGUAUGGCUUAUUUAGCAGAAGGUGGGAGUAGGAUAUCAUCCUUGGAUGUAUCAUUUUGCGACAAAAUAGGCGACCAAGCUCUCGUACACAUUUCCCAGGGCCUGUUCAAUUUAAAAUCCUUGUCGUUAUCAGCUUGUCAGAUAAGCGACGAGGGUAUAUGUAAGAUCGCUAAGACUCUCCACGACCUAGAGACUCUGAAUAUCGGUCAGUGUAGUAGGUUGACGGACAAGGGACUUCAUACCAUCGCCGAGAGCAUGAAGCACCUUAAGUGCAUCGAUCUCUACGGAUGCACGAGGAUAACGACCAAUGGCCUGGAGAGGAUUAUGAAACUACCGCAGCUGAGUACCUUGAAUCUUGGUCUCUGGCACGUGCGGUGAUGGCUUUCUAUUAACACAUUGCCGCCCAGUAAAUUACCAAUACAACAACAUUUGUUCCCGGCCGAACCUUGCCACCAACAACAACACGACGUGGUGUAGUAUUCAUCCUUAUAUAUACACACACA